Messenger RNA from Cladocopium goreaui, 744 nucleotides. The record is from the annotation of a GenBank genome assembly. NCBI's taxonomy places the organism in Eukaryota, Dinophyceae, Suessiales, Symbiodiniaceae.
AUGUCGAUCUAUGGCGAUCAGUUUUCUGGCCAGUUGGUGCUCCACGACGCCCAAAGUCGGGCGGCCAACGCAGGUGGGGAGCACAUCCGGGGCCGAAAAAGAAAGGGUCUAAAAUCUGAGGAAAAGGGAUCUCCGCAGUUUUGCGAUGGCACGAAUUGCACAGCCAAAGAUGCAGCCAGUAUGAAGGGACACGCGGCAUACCAUGCAUACUUUAAGGAUGAAAAUGGUGGAAGUGAUGACCUUGCGCAACUCGAGGAGGAUCAGGACCAUGACCUCGCACAACUCUGUCAUGGAGAGGGAUCUGUGGCAUCAAUUGCGACGCGACGUACCCGCUUGAGCUACGUGACUUGCCAGUCAGAGUUUCAGGACAAGGCAGACUUUCUGGAUGUUGGCGACCUUGACGAAUUUCCGGAAGACCAGUCAGACCAGGGAUGUGAAUCGCAAUCACGAUGGUGGAAGUCUGUGGUCGAGGUAGCUUCAGAUCCGCGGGCACAACAAACAGCUGCCGUGACGGUAGGUGGCUAUCUGACCAUGGGAAUCGCGGGUGGCACCGGCGGUCUGGUUUGUGGGGGAUCCAUUGGUGCGUUGGUGGGGUUGGCUCCAGCACCUUUCACUGCUGGGCUUUCAGUACCUCUGGGUGCUGCGGUGGGUGCGGGCGCGGGGCUUUGUGUAGGAGCCUCAGUGGGGAGCACCGUUGGGGCGGUGGGGGGCCUCCUCGUAGGCCGUGGCGUUUUCUACAGGUAG